AUGGAGGUGCAAGUGUUAUCAUUCUACUACUGUCUACUCUUUCUGGCUUUGUUUUUCAUCUCAAAACUUCUCAUUCUAAGAGGGAAAAACCUUCCACCUAGUGGCCCUCUCUGUUUACCCGUAAUCGGCCAUCUCUAUCUCUUCAAGAAACCACUCUACCGCACCUUAGCUCGAAUCUCCGGUAGUUAUGGUCCAAUCAUAAUCCUCCGCUUCGGUUCUCGCCGUGUUCUCGUUGUCUCUUCGCCGUCGGUAGCGGAGGAAUGCCUCACAACCAAUGACAUCAUCUUUGCCAACCGCCCUCGCCUCCUCGUCGGUAAAUACUUAGGUUACGAUUAUACCAUAAUUCCAUGGGCACCCUACGGCGACCAUUGGCGCAACCUCAGGCGCAUCACCACCGUCGAGAUCUUCUCUUCUACCCGUCUCCAGAUGUUUUCUAAUGUACGGAUCAGUGAAGUACACUCUCUAUUACGGCGACUCGCCGCCGACGAUACCGGAGAAUCUUUUAAAACGGUAGACAUGAAAUCCAUGUUUUUUGAGCUGACUCUCAAUUUCAUGAUGAUGAUGAUAGCUGGAAAACGGUACUAUGGUAAUAACGUGAGUGAUUUGGAAAAGGCAAAACGGUUCAGAGAGAUUGUGAAGGAAUCGUUUGUCGUUGGUGGGGUUUCAAACGUUGGAGAUUUCUUGCCAGCGUUGAGGUGGGUUGGGCUUUUUAAGGAUUUGGAGAAGAAGUUGGUUAAUUUGCAGGGAAAGAGGACUGGGUUUAUGCAGGAAUUGAUCGAAGAGCAUCGGAUGGUGGGAACUCAUCAGACUCAAUCAAAGGAGGAGAAGAAGACGAAAACGAUGCUUGAUGUUCUAUUGUCACUACAGGAAGCUGAACCGGAUUACUACACCGACGAAAUUAUCAUUGGCAUUAUACUGACAUUACUAUCAGCUGGUACUGAUUCUGCAAGUGGGACCAUGGAGUGGACAAUGACACUAUUGCUGAACCAUCCAAAAGUUCUCAAAAAGGCCCAGGCUGAGAUCGAUUCUACCAUAGGACAAGGCCGACUAAUCAACGAAUCAGAUCUCACCAAUCUCCCUUACCUCUUUUGCAUCAUAAAUGAGACACUUCGGAUGUACCCAUCUGGCCCACUACUAGCACCUCAUGAAUCAUCAGAAGAGUGUAUUGUAGGAGGGUACACCAUCCCACGAGGUACAAUGCUAUUGGUGAACGUAUGGGCAAUCCAAAAUGACCCUAAGUUAUGGGUAGAGCCCAGAGAGUUUAGGCCUGAAAGGAUGGAAGGAGUUGGAGGGGGAAGUGAUGGAUUCAAGUUGAUGCCAUUUGGGUCAGGGAGGAGGGGAUGUCCUGGGGAAGCCUUGGGCAUGCGCAUGGUUGGCUUAGCAUUAGGCUUAUUGAUUCAGUGCUUCGAGUGGAAGAGGAUUGGACAAGAGAUGGUAGACACGGAGGAAGGCACGAUUGGGCUCUCUUUGUCCAAAGGUAAGCCAUUGGAGGCUAGCUGUAGGCCACGCUCAACCAUGUUGGGCCUUCUUUCCCAAAUCUGA
Telopea speciosissima is the source of this 1542-nucleotide messenger RNA. Its product is annotated as cytochrome P450 81Q32-like. Gene Ontology annotation, molecular function: iron ion binding; oxidoreductase activity, acting on paired donors, with incorporation or reduction of molecular oxygen; monooxygenase activity. The transcript has 2 exons. The record is from RefSeq and is a predicted model, not a curated record. NCBI's taxonomy places the organism in Eukaryota, Viridiplantae, Streptophyta, Magnoliopsida, Proteales, Proteaceae. Bases 1 to 1542 code for a protein of 513 amino acids.